This is a messenger RNA of Cryptosporidium muris RN66, 567 nucleotides long. RefSeq lists its product as uncharacterized. The record is from RefSeq and is a predicted model, not a curated record. The transcript has a single exon. Bases 1 to 567 code for a protein of 188 amino acids. Lineage: Eukaryota; Apicomplexa; Conoidasida; Eucoccidiorida; Cryptosporidiidae.
AUGCUUAAGAAAUUAAAGGUUUUAUAUACUCGCCAUAAAACCCAGAAAUCAAAGGUAUGGCAUGAUGGAAUGGUAACAAUAUUUGAUACAAAUGGUAUAUAUAAAGUGUCACUGUAUAAGUGUACAGAGGACUGUCAUAAGGGAGAUUUAAUAGAGGCAUACAACAGUAGGCAGUCAUUGGACAAUAUAAUGGGUUCAUUGAAUUUUCAAGGAUAUCUGGUAGAGCUGAAUGAUGAAAAUUGUCAAUAUCAUCGCAAUAUAUCUAAUUUUGAUGUUCUAGUUGGUGUAGAUAAAGUAGUUGAUAGAUCUGCUUCGGCUAUUAAUCAUUCAUCAAAACAUGGUAAUUUGCAUAGGACCUUAUUAACAAAAUUUAAGUGUCCCAAUAUCACUUCUAAAGUUGAUAAGUCUAAAAAUAAAGAUUUGGAAAGUAAUGCGAUAUCUAAUAACAGCAAUUUAGUGAAAAGAGAUAUUAGGAAGAUACAAACUAAUGUCUUCAGGGAACUUGUAGGAUAUAAGCAAUAUCUAAAAACUCUCAGCAUAAUGAAUAUGGAUGUAUUUAAGGAGUGA